Messenger RNA from Brassica napus (rape), 2958 nucleotides. RefSeq lists its product as uncharacterized. Gene Ontology annotation, molecular function: catalytic activity. The coding region runs from base 1 to 2958 and encodes 985 amino acids. Lineage: Eukaryota; Viridiplantae; Streptophyta; Magnoliopsida; Brassicales; Brassicaceae. The record is from RefSeq and is a predicted model, not a curated record. The transcript is spliced from 4 exons.
AUGGAAGAACUGAGGGAAGUCACAUACCAAUAUGCCAAUGUAGCAGACCCUACUGAAUCAGCAGCAAGAUGUCGACGGGUCUUACAAAGUGAAGCCAAGGGGCUUAUGGAGGAGACAGCAGCUCGCACAGUAGAAACCGCAAGCAACAACUUGCGUGUCUACGAAGAGAGAAACAUGGCUAACGCCUCUGAUGCUUCCUUUACUCUUAACACACCAACACUUGUAGGCAAUGAGGAGGUCUCACAAACCCCUGCAGCGGUCAGAAGAACUCGUAGCGGCACUACUGCGUUCAGAAGAACACAAGCUAGCCCACGCCUCUUUACGGGGAACCCCAUGACAAUCCAGAGACUCAAGGACCUGCAAAAAGAAUGUUCCCCUGACAUCAUUUUCCUUUCUAAAACAAAGAACCAAGAUGAUUUUGUUACAAAAGAACUGAAGGACCUGAAUCUCGAAAAGCAGUUUCUGGUAUCUCCCAUCACACCAGGUUCUGGAGGCUUGGCCCUGCCGUGGAAGAAGGUUGUGGAUGUCAGUAUCAAUUCAUCUAAUCCAAAUUUCAUUGACAGUCUUAUCUCUUUCAAAGGGAAAUCUUUCAAUGGUACCUUCGUAUAUGGAGCCCCAAACAUCUCUAAACAUCUGGAUGUUUGGACUCAACUGUGUGACCUCUCUGCUUCCCGCGACUUCCCUUGGUUCCUCACUGGUGACUUCAACGAGAUCACUGACAAUUCUGAGAAGUCAGGGGGCUUGGAAAGGCCUGAGAGCUCCUUGAGCAACUUCAGAUCCUUCCUGUCACUGUGUGACCUCUUUGAUCUUAAGCACACAGGUAAUUUUCUCUCUUGGAGAGGACAGAGACACUCUCACCUUGUACACUGCCGUCUUGAUAGAGCAAUGGCGAACAGCUCCUGGUCUGAUAUGUUCCCAAAUGGCAGGUCCCACUAUCUCAAAUUCGAGGCAUCAGACCAUAGGCCACUCGUCUCCACUUUCGACUCUAAAAGAAAAAAGAAGGCUCGUAUAUUCCGCUAUGACCGUCGCCUGCGUGAUAAUGAUGAGAUUAGUGCUCUAAUUUCAAAAGUAUGGAAUGACAAUCCAGAGCUUACAGUCUCAUCUCGAAUUAGCAAGUGUAGACACGCAGUUUCGGCUUGGAGUAAAGAAUUCCACUCCAAUAGAAAGAAGCUAAUUCUCGAACUGAAGAACUCACUUGAUGUAGCUCUGGCCUCUCAUAUCGUAGAUGAUGCUCUGAUCUCCCUUCUCAAUAUGAACCUCCUCAAAGCUUAUAAAGCAGAAGAAGACUUCUGGCGACAGCGCAGCCGCCUCCUUUGGCUCACCCUGGGAGAUAAAAAUACCAGUAUUUUUCAUGCGGUGACAAAGAGGAGAAGGGCACGCAACAAAAUCUCAGUUAUUGAGGGAGAAGAUGGCUCACUGGUUUACGAGGAUAAUCAAAUAGCAAUAGCCAUUGGAUCCUAUUUCCAGGAAAUCUUCAAGUCUUCAGGCAACUCAGCCCUAGAGGUGGUAAACAAAGCCAUUAAGUCGUUUAUCUCUGCAGCUACUAAUGAGAGAUUGACACAAAUCCCCUCACCUCAGGAGAUUAGGGAUGCUAUGUUCGCAAUCCACUCGGACACGGCCCCGGGCCCGAUGAUCCAAAGCCAUAAAACGGUCUCAGACUACAGACCUAUUGCCCUAUGUAACGUAUACUACAAGAUUAUCUCGAAAAUACUAUCUCUCAGACUCAAACCGGUGCUGCAGGAGGUUAUUUCAGAGAACCAAUCAGCUUUUGUACCUGGGCGUGCUAUAUCUGACAACGUCCUCAUCACGCAUGAAGUGCUCCACUUCCUUAAGACGUCAGAGGCUGUCAAGCACUGCUCAAUGGAGGUCAAAACAGAUGUUAGUAAAGCUUAUGACCGUCUUGAAUGGUCUUUUAUACGUACAGUAUUUGAAAGAAUGGGAUUUUGCUCUACCUGGACCAAUUGGCUUAUGGAAUGCAUCAAAAGGGUCUCAUACUCUUUCCUUCUCAAUGAUGAAGCGGUAGGCUCUAUUACUCCACAGCGAGGCAUCACGCAGGGAGAUCCCUUGUCCCCCUACAUCUUCAUUAUCUGCGGGGAAGUCCUCUCUGGUCUCUGCAAAAGUGCACAAGAAGAAGGAUCACUACCAGGAAUAAAGGUGGCAAGAAAUAGUCCAAAAAUCAACCAUUUAUUGUUCGCAGAUGACACCAUGAUAUUCACAAAGACUAAUACCUUUGCGUGCAAUAGUCUCAUGGAGAUUCUACACAGCUACGAAGCCGCUUUGGGACAAAAGAUAAAUGGUAUGAAAUCUCCAUAUCUUUCUCCAAGAAAACGCCUGCAGACAUUCGAGCUAGAGUUAAAUCUCAACUGGGUAUUGAGAAAGAAUGAGGAGUUGGCAAGGAAAGCAACCAUGAUCCAUGCAGUGUUGUCUCCGAUCCCAUCUUUCGCAAUGACUUGUUUUGAACUGCCGGUAAUCCUUUGCAAACGCAUCCAGUCUGUGCUCAUUCGCUUCUGGUGGGACUCAAAAGACGGGGUUAGAAAGAUCUGUUGGGUCUCUUGGGAUAAACUGACACAACCAAAAAGCAUGGGAGGAUUAGGCUUUAGAGACAUUCAAGCUUUCAAUCAAGCCCUCCUUGCAAAAAUAGGUUGGAGACUGAUCACUAACCCGAGUUGUCUCCUCGCUAAAGUUCUGUUUGGGAAAUAUUGCCACAAGUCUCCCUUCCUCAAGACGAAGCCGACCUCUGUCAUCUCACAUGGUUGGAGAGGAGUCUUCUUUGGAAGAGACCUCCUUAUUAAGCACAUGAUGAAAGCAAUAGGCAAUGGAGAGACGACAUCAGUAUGGAACAACUCCUGGAUCAAACCUGAAACAGACUUAAGACCUAUAGGCCCUGUACUUCUAAAGGACAAUGAUCUAAUGGUAUCUGAUUUACAAGAGAAACCAAAGAAUGGAAUGUUGGCUUGA